Varanus komodoensis (Komodo dragon) is the source of this 6119-nucleotide messenger RNA. RefSeq names its product BAG cochaperone 5 (gene BAG5). The transcript is spliced from 2 exons. Lineage: Eukaryota; Metazoa; Chordata; Lepidosauria; Squamata; Varanidae. Gene Ontology annotation, molecular function: protein-folding chaperone binding; adenyl-nucleotide exchange factor activity. Gene Ontology annotation, biological process: protein stabilization; negative regulation of protein ubiquitination; regulation of inclusion body assembly. The coding region runs from base 401 to 1753 and encodes 450 amino acids. The record is from RefSeq and is a predicted model, not a curated record. Gene Ontology annotation, cellular component: nucleus; cytosol; membrane.
UCCUUUACGGCAACGUCGCGAAAGGAGGGGAGAAAACUUCAUCUAUGCUCGCAUACUCGAAAGCUGGGGCGGCGAGAGAAUAAGAGGCGAGUGCGCACGCGCAGCAGAGGGGGCUUGCUUCAGCCUUCCCCCCUUCGCCCGUAAGGGUAGUAAGAAGGAAGCCGGAAAGAGGGGCGACGAAGCGGAUGAGUGAGCCGGCCGGUCGGUCUCCGUCCCCCUCCCUCCCCACGACCCGUAGCGGAGCGCGUAGCGAAGGCUGGCGCUGUGGCAUGGCCCCUGCAGCAGGCGCAGCUCGGGAGUUGCCUUGUCUUGACAGCCUCAUGCGGGUGCCUCAUCCCUGAAAGGAGAGAAAACGAUGUGGUGUCUGCACAGCUUUGUUGGAACUGGAUGAAGAAAAAGAAUGGAUAUGGGUAACCAACAUCCUUCCAUCAAAAGACUGCAAGAAAUACAGAAAGAAGUCAAAGAAUUUGAAUCACAAGUAGUAGCAUUCAGUGGUUUGUCCAGUGACAGAGCUUACAAGAAAUUAGAGAGAGCUUUGACUAAACAACUUUUUGAAAUAGAUUCGGUUGAUGCAGAAGGCAAAGGUGAUGUUCAACAAGCCAGGAAACGGGCUGCCCAGGAAACUGAGAGACUUCUUAAGGAACUUGAGCAGAAUGCAAACCAUCCCCGAAGGCUGGAGAUAGAGUCCAUUUUCAAUGAAGCACAAAUUUUGGUGGAACAAGAAAUCACAGCAUUUUACAAAGGAGGCAGUUGUAUAACUGAAGAAUUUGAAGAAGGCAUUCAGGAUGUCAUCUUUAGGCUCACUCAGGUGAAAACUGGAGGGAAAAUCUCUCUACGGAAAGCCAGGUAUCGCACUCUGACCAAAGUGUGUGCAGUUCAAGAGAUCAUAGACAGUUGUACAAAGCAACAACCUUCCCUGCCUUUGUCCAGUGAUGCACAUCCCUCUGUCUCCAAGAUUAAUUCUGUUAUGUGUGAUGUGAAUAAAGCAAAAGGGACCCUCAUUGCUGUUUUAAUGGGAGUAAACAACAAUGAGACCUGUAGACAUUUAUCCUGUGUGCUCACAGGCCUAAUUGCUGAUCUGGAUGCCUUAGAUGUCUGUGGUCGCCCAGAAAUAAGAAACUAUCGUAAAGAAGUUGUGGAAGAGAUCAAUAGAUUGCAGAAAUACCUGGAUCUUGAAGAAGAAGCUGAUACGACAUACGCUUAUGACUUGGCACAAAAUAGGUGCAUUGUAAAAAUAGAAGAAAUCCGCAAGAAAAUGAAAGAGGUUCAUGCAUCUCUUUUAAAAGUUGAGAAAGCUUCAGAUUUGUAUCAGAGGUCAAAGGUGGAGCUGCAGGGGUUAAUUGCCCAAUUGGAUGAAGUGAGUCCAGGCAAAAAUCCAUGUAUUCGAGAAGCCAGGAGACGAGCUGUGAUAGAAGUACAAACUCUUAUAACAUAUAUUGAUUUAAAGGAGGCACUUGCCGAAAGACAAAACUUUGUGGAACAAACAGAAGCAGAACCUCCAUCUCACAAGGCCGUUUGGAAUAUUCUUGGAAAUGUGUCCCAAAUUCAGCAAGAGGUACUUUCUUUUGAUGGGAACAGAACUGAUAAGAACUACAUGAGACUGGAGGAGCUUCUCACAAAACAGCUUCUAGCACUUGAUGCUAUAGACCCUCAAGGUGAUGAGCGCUCAAAAGUAGCCAGGAAACAGGCAGUGAAGCUUGCGCAGAAUAUCCUGUACUACUUAGAUAUGAAAACAGAUGAAUGGGAAUACUAAAACACAGGUCUUGUGUCUGAUGUUGCCCUCUCUCUUGCACUUUAUGCUAACCAACAUCCCACCAACCCAACACUAAAAGUUGCUCAUCUCUUAAGAGGCAGAGUAAAUGUUGGACUGGGCUAUGCAGCAGCUGCCUCAUGCUGUCACAGCAUGAGAGUAGUCCAUAUGCCAUUUGUUUUACAGUUUUUGUCACAAGCCAUCGUUUUCCUGGAAAAAAGCUCACACGAUUUAUGACAAAGACCUUCAGAACUGCCCAACUUCAUCAUUUGGCCAAAGCAUGCUAUAUAGAAUUAUUCUGAGAGAGAAUGCAGUCUUUCAGGAGUUUUCUUAAGCCAGUCAGGGUGCUGCUAAGGAGCAGAAGAUCGGAGUUAAUGUCUGUUACCCUUAUACCAGCAUAGAUGUUGCAGUUGUCUGAUAAAGCACAGUUACAAUGCAAAGGAUUAAAUGAAACUUAUUCAUGGCCUUUUUGUGCAUUUGAUUUAGUCUUGCUGAUCUUUCAUCUAAGGCUUGGCUCUGUUAUAUACAGUUCUAAUACUUUGAGCCUAUUAUAAAGUAUUGUGUAGCAACUGCUUUGGGAUAGUCAUAUACUAUAGGUCACAGACACUACAGGCUGCAUACCCUGAUUCACACUAUGGAUUUCCAUAGGAUUGCUUCAGAGUCGUGAGCUCUGUAACUACAGUGAUUCAGGAUCAUGUCAUUCUAAAAGAAGUUCUCAUUUAUUUAUUGGAGUUACAUUGAAAUGUUUUCAAAAUUGGAAUUUUUAGAGAUUGAAGUCAGCAUAAGCUGAAAAAACAGAUUCUAUUUGAACAAUCCUAAAUUCUUCAAAACCACGAAAUCCCCGAACUGGGCCCCUAAUGGCUGUGAAGGUGCUUUACUCUAAUUCUCUGAUGUCUAAAAUCACUUGCUUCUUGAUAGACAUUGGGCAGCUUGUCUGUAUAUAUAUGCAUUUUUCUGAAUCAAAUGCAAAAUGAUUGCUUCUUUUGAAGUUAGGUUUUUUUGAGCUCUUUCCAUGACCUGUGAAAAUACUCUUAGUGAUGCACAGUGGCAACCUGUGUAUGCCUUAGAUGUGCUUAAUCCAUUCUUGCACAUUUUUCAGUCUUUCAAGCAAUCAGAAUGGCAAAUGCUUCAGAAUGUUUCUAGUUUUAAGUGAGGCAUAGCUGUCUGUUGUGCUAGCUGUCUUGAGUAGGUUGCAUGUAUUGUUUCUCGGUGUAAGAGAAAGUGUCUUGUUGGGUGUGUUGUUUUUUCUCCUUUUCCUCAUCCUGGGUGGAGCUGAACAGCUGUCUCAGUAUACUCUUAAUUGCACUGAAUGUAAGGCCAGUGUAGGCUGCGCUCUUCCAUGUUGCUUGCUGAUUCAGGAAGGUAGAAACCAGCAUCAAUCAUAGCUUUCCAGAAUGCGUCAAUAGUGGCAUGCAGAAUUUGGCAGUAGAUAGAAACAAAUCAUAAAAGGUAAAUUGGCAUUUUUCACCCAUUUUCUGUACUCAAAAUUACUGGUUUGUAGAGCACUAUUUCUUUGAGAUGGCUUUAUAAAUGCAGUCCAUUACUGAUACUGCCUUUCUGUCUGUAAAUUUGAUGUAUUUCAUGAUUAAAAUAAGUAAGGCUGUCCCUAGAAAACAAGUGCCUUCCAAACGACACUUUAAUUCAAAGCACCUUGAUUUCAUGGUGCUUUCUAGUGAAGUGUCUUCUGUAUCCUCUGGUUUGCUUUUACCCUUCAGCUCUAAUAUGGAUAAAAAGGCGCUACCAUAUUUGCAGGUGCAUACUGGUAUAUGAGUAACCAACUAAGAGUCUGGAUGGUUGAGCUUAAGACAUGAUUGAGGAGGGAGGGGGAAAAUAAGCCACAGUAGUUCAGUUUCCCUGCUGAACCUGCUUGGGGGAUCAGCAUAAUCGCCUUUGCCAACGUGGCUUCUAGUGUCAUGUGAAACUAGCGAAGGUGGCUUGUUGGCAUGGUUAACAAGCUAAAUGGUUUGCUAACCACAGCAGUAAGCCACCCUUCCCAGGUUUGCAUGAAACAGCGAGGUGCAAAGAUGAGCGUAACUGCGAAUUCUCUGGCAUGCAAGUGGCAUGCAUGAAGCAGGGGAAAGUAAGUGACUUAUUUCUCCUGACGUGAUUGUGCAAAUCUGGACACAAAGUGAGGAAGUGAUUUCUGCUCUUGGCUUGGACCCAGUGGCCCAGUAUGUAGUCCUGGCCCAAUUCUUUGAUUUCCUCUGUACCUAAUUUCUUUCAUGUGGAAGAAAGGGGUGGUAGCAUCUCCAUUUGCACUUUAAAGAGACUUUUGAGGUCGCUGGACAAAGAAUUUAAAUUUGAUAUAUUUUUUGUUCAGUAUGGAUAACUGCUUCGCAAACCUUUUGUCAAGGAAAAUUAUGAUUUUAGUGUUAAUUUAGGCUAAUUACAUCCCCUUGCUGAGUGUUGAUUUUCUUGAAUGCAUCAUUAAUGUCUUUUUUCUUGUAAGAGUAAAGGAAAAUAUUUCUUCAACCUGCUUGUAUUUUUCUAGUUUAUGUUCUUAAUGAACAGACUAGCAUCUAUAAUUAGAAUAUUUUCACUUUCAGGAAGGGCUCUUAUUUCAGAUGUGAAGACUUUGAUCCAGUCUUCUGUGUGUGUGCCUGUAGAGUUCUUGUGUGAUUUGGAUUUCCCAUUGAAUUAAUUUUCAAGGCUAGUCUGCAUGCAUAGUUCUUCCAAUCUAUUUUGUAUGCAUAAUAUGCCAUACAAAAUUUCCCUGACUUCAAACUCCGUAGGAAAACCAUUGCUUACAUGAGCACUUGAUAUGGAUGUUGGAGUUCUCACAAUAUGUAAGGAACUCCUAGUUCAGACUGUUCAUCCAACAUGUAUUAUCUGAGGUGGCAACUAAACAAUUGUGAGUAUCUGUGACCCAUUCAGGAAAGGUUCUUCAAGUGGAGCUUCUUGUGCAUAAUAAAGGGUAGAAAUCUCCCUCCCUCCCCUGUUCAGUGCUCUGCACUUUCCAGAAUCAGAAUUGGGGACCCUAGGAAUGUUGUAGGUGCAGCAAAACAACGGGUGAAUUCCAAAACUGUAUUCUUUCCUUCUUCCAUUCAUGGAAGCCUCUACUGGACCAGAGAACCCUUUGUGAGCAGUUGAAUACAAAUUAAUGUUAUGUUUUGGUAGCAGAUUCAUAGGCUUGGAUCCUAACUAAUGUUCCAGGAGUGUCCCCUCAGUGGAGUUCCUCUCACAAGAUGCUGCCACUAGUGAAGUGGAGAGGUAAUUUUUGCUGGUCCUUCUUCACUGUAGGCUUGUUCCCAUUAAAAUCUGCUUGAGAAGGUGGGAGAACAUGCCGUGGGUGAUGGUGGUAUAGGGACUGCAGAGGGGAGAGGCAGUCUGUAAAAAUUACAUUCCCCUCCUUCCGCCCGUAGAAGCUUCUACGGGAUUGGAGUUUGCUGAGUGCAGAAGCAGUGCCCGCAUCCAUGCACCAUCCGUUCAGAUUCAGAGCAUAGCACUUCAUCUCCCCUUCUCCCAGUUAUUUUGUUUUUCAAUUGUACUUUUAAAAAUAUCCUAGUAAUACUACUGUUUAUUAAACUGUAGAUGUAAAUUCCCACUAUAUUUGGGGCAUUCUUGAGGUUUGUUUCUUACAGUUUUGUAUAGCCUGUUAGAACUGUGGAUCUAAUGCAGGAAUGCUUAACAAUAAAAAUUAGAUACUGAAAUAGCAGCAUAACUUUCCAUUUUCCUUUUUAAAAAAAACUCUAUAAAUUUAAAUAGUGAGAUCUUUGUUAGAGUAUUAUAAAUUAUUUUCUGCAUGAAUAAACAUGAACUAAAUAAGCUAAACCAAAAAGAUUAUCAUAUGUGGAUUUUAACUAAUCCUUGUUUUAUGCGUUUCAGAAUGUACUUUUUCUACUUAAUAUGCAAACAGUCUAGGAAACAGGCUUUUUCCAUUGUGGGUGGGCUAAAAAUGUUUUCUGCAAUUGAAUUUCUCAAUAUUGAACCAGCUCAAGAGUCCGUGUUUUGUUAAAGGCUUUUCUGUGUGUGGUGCCAUGACAUUGUACUACAAGAAACAAAUGGAUGUAAUUUUGCUGUAUCUUUAAGCAUAUUUUCAUAUUUUUCUGAAUUAUGAUUGUAUUGCAUUAGGAGCAGUGUUGAACCAAGCGAUCUUAUUCUGAUAUUUUUGCCAGCAACUAUGAGUAUCUUUCUGAUGAUCGAUUGGGAUUUAACUAUCUUUUGCUUUGAUUGGCAAGCUUUCUUUAAAUGCCAUUGCUCUGAGGUACUGACUGUGGUGUUUAUUUCUUUCAGAAUGUAAUGGACAUGUUAAACCUUGUAUGGUUCCUGCGUUGUAGAACAUGUGUGUCAGUUCACUUUUAUGUAUAGAGUUGAUUUGGUGUGUACAAAUUCAGAAGUCAGAUAUUCUUAAUAAAGCAUUUUGAUGCUU